This is a messenger RNA of Aspergillus heteromorphus CBS 117.55, 1356 nucleotides long. Its product is annotated as arginyltransferase. NCBI's taxonomy places the organism in Eukaryota, Fungi, Ascomycota, Eurotiomycetes, Eurotiales, Aspergillaceae. Gene Ontology annotation, molecular function: arginyl-tRNA--protein transferase activity. The transcript has 11 exons. Gene Ontology annotation, cellular component: cytoplasm. The record is from RefSeq and is a predicted model, not a curated record. Gene Ontology annotation, biological process: protein arginylation. The coding region runs from base 1 to 1356 and encodes 451 amino acids.
AUGGAGCCCAUUGUCGAUGCCGAACAGGCCAGGAAGCUGUCGCUCUUCCGACCUCUUGGCUACCAGCGAAGCUCUUGCGGUUACUGCAAGUCUGAUAAUGGAAGUGCCUCUUACUACACUAGCUCGCUCUCCGUCCGUCCGGCGCAUUAUGAAACCCUCGUCAACAGAGGCUGGAGAAGGUCGGGCACGCUGUACUACAAACAGAACCUGCAACGAUCAUGUUGUCCCCAUUAUACGAUGAGGCUCGAGGCACCGGCCUUCACGCCUCGGAAAGACCAGCGGAAGGCCAUCAACCGCUGGAACAAGUUCGUUCUGGGCCCCGAGUACAUUCGUAGAGCGGCAUAUCUUUGUCCCAAGACGCGGGAUGAGAAGAAGCACCGGAAAUGCAACUUUGACCUCCUCUCCACGGUCCACGAGGCUGAAUACAGCAACGUCAAGCGGCCCAUCGACCCCAAGACCAAGAAACACUUGGAGCCUGCUCACCGAUUCGAGGUCAACCUAGAGGGUGACUCCGUUUCUCAGGCUAAGUUUGAACUGUUCCUCAAGUACCAGACCACUGUCCACAAAGAGGAUGUCUCCAAGUGGCAAACCAAGGACUUUAAACGCUUCCUCUGCUCAGGCAUCACGCGGUCCCCAGCCAAUGCUGCCAAGUCGGACGAAAAGAAGCUGGGCUCCUGGCACCAGUGCUAUCGAUUGGACGGGAAGCUCAUCGCCGUGGCGGUCUUGGAUCUGAUGCCAAGCGGGGUGAGCUCGGUCUAUAUCUUCUAUGACCCCGACUACGAGCAGUGGGAGUUCGGAAAGCUCAGCGCAAUGAGGGAAAUCGCCUUCGCGAUCGAGGCCGAGUACCAGUACUACUACAUGGGCUACUACAUCCACUCGUGCCAGAAGAUGCGCUACAAGGGCACAUUCCGCCCGCAGUACAUCCUAGACCCCGAAAGCUACGCAUGGGACCCUCUCGACGGCGAACUAUCCAAGAAACUAGACGAGCGGCCAUACGUCUCCCUCUCCCGAGACCGCAAAUCCCAAUCCCAAUCCGCCACCUCUGAACCAUCCACAUCAACAACCACCACAACCGCCACCGAACAAGUCGACGCCGAAGCCGAAAUCAACGACGAAGACGUCUCCCUCUUCGACCUGCACAUGCCCGGAAACAUGACAAUAGACGAAAUCAAAGCCAUCGAUCUAGAUCACUGGCUUCUCCUUGUCCAUGGGUCAUUCGUGCAUAUGAUCGACCUCGUGGGCUGGGAGCGGAUGCCCCUGGAUAACCCGCAAUCGGUCAAGGGGAUCGUGGCUGAGUUGGCGGCCGUGUUGGGUCCCGAGGUUAUUCGGAAUAGUGCGGUGGUGCUUUUUGAUUAG